AUGAUCCUCGAACACCACGUCAACCACCAGGUUGCAGUCGACCUCGACUCCGCUGAGGCCUUUGAGGGCCCCGAAAAGCUGCUCGAAGUCUGGUUUGCGCCGAACCAGGAAUCACUAGAAGGCACCAAUAAGUCUCUGCGGAACGUCAGCACCGCCCAGUGGGAACAGCUGCUCAACAUUGUCCAGUGCAAGGUGCUGUCGUCGGUGCACACGUCUGUGCUCGACGCCUUUGUACUGUCCGAGUCGUCCAUGUUUGUUUUCCCCCACAAACUGGUGCUCAAGACCUGCGGCACCACCACUUUGCUGGUAGGAAUCCCCAAGAUGCUGGAGAUUGCCCGAACCAUUGCUGGCUUUGGAGCCAACGCCACCCCCUACCGUGUCUUCUACUCUCACAAGACCUUUAACUGUCCCGAGAAGCAGGCCCCGCCCCACAAGUCGUGGAAGGACGAGGUGUCGUACCUGGACUCGCAGUUUGACAACGGCAAGGCCUACCUCGUGGGAGACACCACCUCCGACCACCACUGGUACUGUUACGUGACGGGCCACGACGACCACGAGGAGGUGGCUGCCCACAAGGACCACGUGAUUUCGUCCCACGACGAAACUAUGGAGAUUCUCAUGACGGAUCUGUUGCCCUCUCGAGCACAGCAGUUCUUCACCGACAGACUCCCCGGAGACGCAAACAACGCCGGCUUCCAGCACAAGCAGGAGCUGCUGGUGGGCGUGGAGCAUGUCGUGAAGGCUGAAACAGACUCGGCCACGUCUUCCGACUCGGAGGGAGCCACUCCUGCAUGUUCAGGAACUUGCAAGGCCGAUCCCGGUCACGUGCUCGGCGCAUACGUGUCCACCCAGUCCGGUAUUGCUGACAUCUACCCUCGGAACAAGGCCAGUGUCGCAGUUGAUUCCUUCUGCUUCACUCCCUGUGGCUACUCUGCCAACGCCAUUGUGGACUCGGGUUACUACUACACCAUCCACGUGACUCCCGAGCAGCACUGCUCAUACGCCUCGUUCGAGACCAACGUGCCCGCCAAGGAAUACGGCAUGUCCAACAUUGACGUCAUUGAGAAGGUGCUCAACGUUUUCCGACCUGGCAAGCUGUCUGUCACCCUUUUUGAGGCCGAGAACAACUCGCUGCAGGACUGCCACCAGUUUGCUCGGCACCUCGACGGCUACAAGCGGACUGACAAGGUCCUCUACGAGUUUGACGGCUACCAGAUGGUCUACGUUUGCUUCGAGGCCAUCAAGGGUCGAAAGUAG
Yarrowia lipolytica CLIB122 is the source of this 1257-nucleotide messenger RNA. RefSeq lists its product as uncharacterized. Gene Ontology annotation, cellular component: cytosol. NCBI's taxonomy places the organism in Eukaryota, Fungi, Ascomycota, Dipodascomycetes, Dipodascales. Gene Ontology annotation, molecular function: adenosylmethionine decarboxylase activity. Gene Ontology annotation, biological process: spermidine biosynthetic process; spermine biosynthetic process. The record is from RefSeq and is a predicted model, not a curated record.